Molecule: messenger RNA, 970 nt
Organism: Populus trichocarpa (black cottonwood)
Lineage: Eukaryota; Viridiplantae; Streptophyta; Magnoliopsida; Malpighiales; Salicaceae
Exons: 3
Coding region: 325-654 (109 amino acids)
Source: RefSeq, a predicted model, not a curated record
UCUUGGUAUUGAGAAAAGAGUCGACUGUCGCGCGAUUCCCAACUGUCAAAUUGACAAAUUGUGCAGAACUUGAUUUUGGACCGGUGAGAACUAUCAUCAUCUUGCUCUUAACAUCUAACUUGGGUCUGAAGACUACCAUACUUAAUCAACACUUCAAGAUCUUUUGUCCAAUUAGAACUUGUCAAUUAACAGCAACAUAUCAGUGCUUUCUUAGCGGGGUCAUGCGCAUCUUCUCUGUCUAUAAAAUGCCACUCCUUACAAGAGGGAACUAGUCCUAGCCAACAAUCGAGGGCACUAGCUGAAAAGGCCAAGAGAGGAUUAUCAAUGGUGUCAAGCAAGUAUACAAAGCAUUCCGAAAAUCGUGAGAAAAGAGGAGUAAAUAGAAAAAUAAAGAGGCUGAAAGCAGAGAUGGAAGAGAUUAGUAAGCAACAAGUAAGUAUCAGACAAGGGCAAAAGGAAAUGAGAGAAAGGUUUGUUGAGAUUGAAUCAGAAUGUGAUCAGCUCAAAAAGGAGACUGAACUUAUAUCUCUUGCAAGUGACAACGUUCAAUUUCGCCUCAAUAUCAUCUUCAAGAUCUUGAAAGCGAGAGAAGAGAAGGAUUUCGGUAAAGCUGCUGAUCUUACUUGCUCUCUCAGAUGUUGUUUGCAGGAAUAGUUUGCUUUCUAGUCGAGGAUGAUGAUUGGAUAAGUUGCUAUUACGGUUUUCAAAGGUUGCUUUAUAUAUAUUAUUCUUUUUAAUAGAUGUUAUUUUUAUAAGUAAGAAUUGUUCACCAAGUUUGUGGACAUAAGUUGCUUGUAGGAACAACAUUGUUGCUUAAUAUUGGUACGAUAAUGCAAGUUGUAUGUGGACUAUUUCAUUUAUACAAUAAAAUUAUGAAUUGAUUUAUGAUCAAUUGAUGUAAGCUAAUAUUGUAAGGAAAGGAUGAAUCUAGGCCACUCCUCAUUGAUAUGAUAUGUUAGUACUUCCUCUC